Messenger RNA from Myxozyma melibiosi, 2697 nucleotides. Its product is annotated as fungal-specific transcription factor domain-containing protein. Gene Ontology annotation, cellular component: nucleus. Bases 1 to 2697 code for a protein of 898 amino acids. Gene Ontology annotation, biological process: regulation of DNA-templated transcription; DNA-templated transcription. The record is from RefSeq and is a predicted model, not a curated record. Gene Ontology annotation, molecular function: zinc ion binding; DNA binding; DNA-binding transcription factor activity, RNA polymerase II-specific. The transcript has 2 exons. NCBI's taxonomy places the organism in Eukaryota, Fungi, Ascomycota, Lipomycetes, Lipomycetales, Lipomycetaceae.
AUGACGUCAGUAAAAUCCAGCGAAAUCCUCGACGACUUACAGCAACAGAACCGCGACAAACUCCAGGAUCGCGUCGACAAUGUACGUCCGUCUCCGACCCCAUCCAACUCCUUCUCGUCGCCCACGUCAACAACCUCGGCCAGCACCCCGGCAGCCGCGUCAAUUAGCUCGGGCGCGACCACAAAGCGCUCGUGUGUUGCCUGUCGUAAGCGCCAUAUGCGCUGCCAACCUCUGCGCCAAAACCAGUCCGGAACUUGCGUGUGGUGCUACGAGCACGGCAUCGACUGCUUCGAAUGCGAAACCGAUACGAAACCUCUGAACAAAACAACAAGAAUAUCCGACCAAGAGAAGUUCAUCCUCGAUGGCGAUACCUCGGCAUACGGCGGCUUCCAGUUUUCAAGCCUGUCAUUCCUCGCCGCCGACGACCCUGACGCUCCAGAAAUGCUACACCUGCACCAACUUAUGCAGAAAGAAAGCUACUCGGCUGAGACGUUGGAAACAGAGCAAGAAGGGAGACUGUGCCUCGACCCGCAAGUCGAAAAUCACCUGCUCGACCUCUACUACUCUCGAGUACAUCCGUACAUCCCGAUUGUUCCAAGGUCGUACUUGGAGUCCAUCGUCCCGAGCCAGGUGCUCUUGGCAGCAAUGUACGGCGUCGCAAGCCGUCUUCCCAACGCAGUCGUGUCGUCCCGAGACUUUCAUCACAUCAAACGAGUCCUGCAGAUAAAAAUUUCCGACCUCUUCACAAAGUGCCAGCCGUCGCUGCAAGAAUGUCAGGCUUUCGCGAUAAUGCACAUGGCGCUUGAGCUGCAGAGCAAGGAUUUAGGAGACGUCGAAUCAUGUUCACUAUAUUUGGCACAAGCAAUCAGGAUAUCUUUUGACCUCCGGCUGCACCAAGAAAAAUCCUAUCGAAACGACUCGCCCCUGCUGCGUGAAGUAAAGCGGCGCACGUUCUGGGCCCUGUUCACGCAAGACAAGUGGACGAGCGCAAGUAAAGGAUACCCAGUGAUGAUAUACCCCGAAGAUGUCGCAGUGCAGAUGCCCGACGUCACCGAUAUCGACGACCCGUUCGGCGCCCCACACGAAUAUUUCAUCGAGCUCAUCUAUCAGGCACACACGCUGGCGUUUGUGCUGCCAUUCAGCUAUAGCUCGAACCGGUUUGAACGAGCGACGGUCGAGCAGUUUCAGACCGUUGAGAAAAAAGUGCUUCUGCUUGCUUCUCGAGCCGGUAACCCGAAACUGUCAGACAUCACCAGAAGACAAAUCACAUUGUCGGCGGUCGCGAUAAAGCUGCUGUUCUAUGCCCCGUUCUUUCGGCCAACGUCGUCGAAGGACAAGGCGCUGUUUCGUAAAUUAAUCCCCUCCAUAGACGGACUCCGGAUGACUUUGGCGCAAGAAGCAGUGACAACAGUGCUGAAGAACGACACCGUCGACUUGCUCUUCACCGGGCCCUCGAUAUGGUCGGUUCUGUUCUUUGCAAACGCGCGGUGCUUCCUGGCAGCUCUGUCGGUGAAGUACGACCACGCUGUAUCGUACGAGCCGCAACUGCGCGAGAACGCAGAGCUCGCGAUCGAAUUGCUGGACGGGAUGGCGCAUGCGAUGACGAAAGAAAGUAAAUGGUGCUAUAUGGCCAUGGCCGGCAAUGUGCUGCGGUGGAGUAAGAAGGUGGCAGAAAGCAAGGCCGGCGAUUUGUCCUGGCAGGAGAAGUGCGGGAUUGCCAGCAAGGAAGCCGCGCAGUCGAAUACGCCGUCGUCGGUACCGGAAAGGCCAAAGAGGGAAGCAUCAGUCGCACAUGCUUCUCAGCGGAAGCGCGCAAAGGUGUCGCACUCUGCUGUGCCGCAAUAUGCGAAGGGCAUGAUGCCCGGUCAGCAAGAGCACAUCAGAGACGAGUUUUCUGUUGUAGACACAAGCUUUGCGUCGCCAACGAGCUCGUCGUCGUCCUACCACGAUCUUUCUUCGCGGCAGUCGAGUGUGUCGUCAACGACGGCAAGCUCGCCUUCUGCAAAGAUAGUAGGACAGAGCUCGCAGGAAUACAGCAGUAGCCUGGGCGACAUCUACUUGCUGUACAGCCAACAGCAGACAACGCCGUCGCCACAUACUAUCCCGUCGCUGUCAAUAGGCAGUGUUGGUGAAGACGGCAGCAGUCUGCAUGAGUACAGCGAGUCGCCGCAGCCAGCAGCAGCGCACGCCGUGCCGGACUUUGCGUACAACAUGUCUCUGGACGCGGGCGCCAGGUUCCCGGACGGCAAACGAAGCAUGACAUCUUCGGCAGCCGAGCAUAGUCAGCUCGACGAAGGACCGCUGGACUUGUCCGCGUUCGCAAGUGUAGACAGAGGCGAGGACGAGCAUAAUACGUGGAAUAUGAUGCUCGGUGCACAGGCGGAGAACUGGCCGGGCUUAGGUCCGUCGAUGUCGGAGGGGUGGGUCCUGGACUCUGAGUUCUCGAGCACGAUCGCGGGCCAGUCACAGCUGCAUGCGAGCACCGACGGGUAUAGAGGAGGCGAGCUAGAGAUAGGGAAACGGCUGGAAGACGACAGUAGAGGAGGGAAAGAUGGGGAGGAAGAAGAGGGGGAGGAGGAUAGAGAAGAAAUCGAGAGGCGGUGCGUGCUGGGCGCCGGGGAGAGUCGGCUAAAACAAGAGGCAGCCAUCAGGGACGCAGUCUGGAACUGUGUUCUCACCAGCCUCUCGACGUGCUGA